Molecule: messenger RNA, 1856 nt
Organism: Heteronotia binoei (common prickly gecko)
Lineage: Eukaryota; Metazoa; Chordata; Lepidosauria; Squamata; Gekkonidae
Exons: 5
Coding region: 186-1856 (556 amino acids)
Source: RefSeq, a predicted model, not a curated record
CACGAAACCUGUAUGAUAUAAACAGCAAAGAUAUUUUCAAAGGAACAAAGAGAUCUGAGGCUGAGAAACACUUGUCUGUAUUUGAUCAGGGUGGCAUCAAAAUAUUCUUCACAGGAAAACGUUCCUCUUCAGAUUUUUCUGUAUCCUUCUUCAGCGCUCCAAAAAGGUUUCACCAUUUUUCCAUCAUGACUGCAUUCAUCAAUGGGAAAAAAAUCACAACCAAAAGACAUCUUGAGAAUGAAAGCAAGUACUUGGAAGUAGAAGAGGACGGGAAGACGGUAUCUAUCCAUGUUAAUGGCAUACCUGUUUAUGAUAGAAACAAUAAUGGAGCAAAAGGAAAUGAAUGGAAUUACAAGUUGGACAAGAGGCACCAGUGCCCACAGAAGAACAGAAUCUGGACAUGUGAAAAGCGUCGGUGGGCCAACGAAUGGCGCCGCUGGGCAGAAAAAUGGCGAAACUGGGCAGAAGAGUGCCGUAACUGGGCUGAAGAGAGCUAUCACCAAGAAGAUAAGAGUUGUUCUACGUCUGCUGCUAGGAAUUGCCAGAAAGAUACACGGUAUCCAAAGGUCAACGAGGAACAUUCAAAUUCAGACAAGGGUUGCCCCAGGCCAGGAAGGAGGCAUCCACCAUUUUCCAAGCCAGGGGAAGGGAAACCUGAUCUAAAUCAGAGGCAAUGCAAGACAAAUAAGGGACAACCUUGGCCAGAGGAGAAACUCACCAGCCCAGAAAAGGGAUAUUUUGUGUUUCCUAAGCCUGGUGAAAAUAAUUCUGGUAUGGAUGAAACACAUGUCAGGAAAAACAAAAAGCAACAUAGACCAGAGACAAAACAUCCUGUGUCAGACAAGGACGACCCUGGAUUUUCUAAGCCAGGGGAGGGACAUGCUGACCAGGACGUCAGGACAAACAAGGGACAACCUAAGCCAGAUGAGGGAUGUUCCCAGGAAGACAAGGAGCAUCAUGGAUUUCAGAGGCCAGAUCAAGAGACUUGCGCUCACAAGAAAUCUAGCCCUGUUCAUACUGAAACAAAAGAUGAAACAAAAGAUGGUCACAUGUCCAUGUCUAUGAAACAAAAGAUGGUUACUGGAUGCAGUUCACAAGCUGGAAAUAAAAAAGCUCCUGUCGGGAUACAUGACCAACAGUCUGAAGAAAGCAAGCAACGAAGCAUGAGAAGUGAAGGCCCUCUUGGAAAAAAUGAGCAGAAGAAUGCAAAGUUGGAACAGCAAUGUGAAAAUGGAGAGUCUACAUUGAAGUCUGGACAAGAGAAGAGAACAGAAUUGCACGAUGUGACAAAAAAGGCUUCUGCGUGUGCUAAGCAGGCUUCCAAACCACAGCUGACUACCUGUGGUGCUAAAGGGCCACCACUGAAAAAGAAAGAGUCCCCAGUUCGGAUGAGAAAGCCAUGUGCCAAAUGGACCAGAUCUCAGACUGGGCGAAGAAAGCUGUAUACCAGGAGGAACAUAUCCCAAGCAGGGCAGAAUAGAAUGCCUGAUGAGCACAGUAAGGCAGGUGUUGAGUGGAAUGGCCCCUGUACUAAAAGCAAGGAGGUGGCUUCAGAAAGGAAGAAGAUACCUGUAGGUUGCAAGCAAGGACCACCAAAUAGGAAAAAGUGUCAUCUUCCACCUCUCCAAGAACUUUCUCUCCUGGCCAAAAAGAAACUGCUCAGGAGAAGGGUUUAUCACCUGCCACCUGAAACAAAGGAUGAAAAGCACCCAUUAAUCACGGAAACUAAUCUCUUCCUGAACACAAACAGCCAGCAGAGAGGGAGACUGAUUAAACUGCCCAGGAACAUUUCACACCUCCCAAGUAUUCAAGGCCAGAAGUUUCAAACAAAUCAGUCCCCAAAUCUAAUUCAUUGA